Molecule: messenger RNA, 31831 nt
Organism: Cinara cedri
Lineage: Eukaryota; Metazoa; Arthropoda; Insecta; Hemiptera; Aphididae
Source: the annotation of a GenBank genome assembly
CUUUCGCACUGUUCGAAUACACCAAAGCGUUCCGUUCAACAAAAAAAAAAAAAAAUCGUCAGGAGGUUGAUAAACGCGUUCUGAGGAGGUAACAUAGCAUAUUAUUUUAUCGUGAUACGCAGUUACGAAUAUUUAUCUUUUUUUUUUUCUGCUCUCCCGAAGCGUGGUGUUAUUUGAAUUCGACAAUCAGACUCACAUCGGAAGUCGGAGAGAAUUAUUCCAAUCUGCUGUGCACCAGUGCGGGUCGUCACUGUUUGUAAGGUACGUAUUUUAUUUCAAAAUAAUCUAACACCUUACACAUGCUAUAUUAUUAUAUCCGCAGUACGAUUUUACUAUUUUUUUUGUUUAUUUUUCUUUAACUCGACGAUGUAACUAUUUCGAAAUAUAUUCUCGGUUCCGUGUACCUAUUUAUCUCGUCUUGCGUACACACACACACACACACACACACAUAUACACACACACACACACACACAGAGGUACGUGAAAUUCGAUUUAAAAGCGGAUCUGUAUGUUACAUAAAUUAUUAUAAUCAUACGUUCGGGAUUCAAGCGCGAUAUUUAACGAGGUGAGCUAGGAAACUGAAUUUGACUUACAACACAACUCGAAUAGAUCCGCCGCCGUCUCCUCGUUCGACACCCGGGCCGGGAUAACGACACGGAAUCUCGCGCGAUUUAAUAUGCCGCAGUCGAUAAAUUUUAACUACCCGUUAUUAUCAACGGAGAUUUUUUUUUUUUUAAUUUCUGUUCUAAGCACUGUACACGUCCGGAAAUAGGUAUACGCGAACGACGCGCGUAAACAUUGUGCCGCGGCCAUCGUCGCGCGCAGUAAUAUUCUCGAACGCUACAGGGCCGCCACCGCCAUCGCUAUGUUAUACGAAGUUUUUUUUUUUUGUUUUGCUUUCCACACGUUUUGUUCCGUUUUUCGUUAAAACGAAAUGUUCUGUACAGAUUACAUGUCGGCCGGGGUAUGUACUCGUCGCGAUCGUACCGGGCCGCGGCCGCCGUCGUAUACGCGCGACAUUUUGGAUCCAGAAUUUUGAACGCCGUCGGCACGGUCCGCCCAGCGAUCGCGAUUGUUGCGCGUACGAUAGUCAUGUUUUUUUCUUUCGACUAUCGAUUGUAAACAUCCGCGGUAUAAUCGAUUUACCGGUCAAAAUUCGAUUUACAAACCGAUCUGCUACACUGCUAUUCGCCGUACGAUACAAUACGAUCGCCCAUCAAGUGAGAUAUCUAAAGCGGUCGGGCGAGAAAACUAUCGACUACAUUAUUGGUAUUUACUGUACGUAAAUCGAACGGAUUCGUCGCCGUCUGCUCGUUCGACACUCGGGACGCCGGCAUGACGACACGACGGUAAACGUAAUAUUUCGAUUUAUAGAUUUAAAACCUCGGUUUUUUUUUUUUUUCUCUAUUUCCGUUCCAAACGCCGGGAAUAUACGCGAUUCGCGAACGAGGCGCCGCAAAGCGUUUAAACAUUGUGCCGCCGCGCAGGAAUAAUCUCGAACACUGCAGCCGUCACGAUAACAUUAACAGGUACGCAAUUUUGUUUUCUAGACGUCCGACACGCGCAUCCCGUUUUCCAGUGCGUGUUUUUCGUACGCGAAAUAUUAUCUUCUGUGAAACUUACGUCCGUAGGUAGGUGUAUAGCUACUCGUCGCGACCGUGUACCGCGCUCCACGCGGGUGUUCGCGCGAAAUUUUGAACGUCGUCGUCCCGGUCGUCUACGGUAACAAUAACGCGAAUCGUAAUUACGUGUAUCCCGCGGGCGAAUUCAAUGUUCGGACGGUUUUUCCGUAGGUCCGUAAACAUUGUUACGGGUUUUUUCCCUCCGAAAUCUAAACACAAUUCGUCGCCGCGGUAUUUUGUAUAAUAUUAAUUUUUAAAGCGCUAGGCCGCGAUCGCCUCCCCCUCCCUGAGGGAUUAUACGUACGGCCCGCGUUUACGCCGCUGACGACGACGACGACGACGACGACGACAACGACAACGACAAUGGACUGUUUACUCGGGGGAGGGGGUUAGGGAGAGGGGGCGAUGGGGGUGGACCGCGUAUAGAACGUUUUACACGUACUUGUAUGCCGUUAUCGUUUCAAAGAAAUUCGUACUCGUGGGGGCGGGAGCACCGGCUGCAGCACGCAACACGAGUGUGUACACAGAACUUGGAUGUUUUGGAGGUCGGUUAUAACAUCAGACUGAACGCCGUACCGUAUUUAUCGGCGGUGCCAUUCUACAGGCGUAUACGAUUGCGCGCGCUGCAUAAUUUUUACUUGCCGCGAUGCGACGUCAAAUUUCACAGAAAAUCCCAUUUUAUAACCGUCAUUUGUUUUCGGCACAUCGGUUCAAAAUAAUUAUCUACCAAUUACAACUGCAGUAUAAAUCCUAUUAUAUAGUUAGGUGUACGAUAUUAUCGGCCAGGGUUGCCAUAAUUUCAUCAAAAAAAACCUGGGACGGACAGCGAAAAUAGCUAAUUAUAAAUUAGACUGAAAAUAUAAUUGAACUAUCGUAUUAUUGUACUCGUAUUAAAUAAAACGACACGUUUUGCAACACCAAUUACAUGUAAAAUGGAUAAUAUAAAUUUUAAAAUGAAUGAUAUCGGAUAUCCGCCCGCGGUUUCUGUACCGUCAGCCUGUGUUCGUAUCUGUAGUGCAUUACUUACGGUUUAUUUUAAAUGUUCUGUUUAAACGCGAAACCAAUAUUUUUGUUUAGUUAAGUCGGAAAGAGUUAGAGAUAUUAUUUUAGUGGUGUGUGUGGAAUUAAUAAUACUGUAGACAUCUCAGUCGAAGGUGAUAAUUAGCAAAUUGACGAACGCAAUGGCGUAUUUAGGAUUUUUCCAAGGGAGAUAUGUAUUGAACUGUUUUUGCGUAUAGAUUGUAUAAUGUGUACGUCUAGGUAUCUAGGAUAAAACGACAAAAAACAAAUUUUAAAAACUUGUAUACUUUUUGUAAGUAGGUAUUAUACAAUUCAAUCUGCAUUAACAUUAACGUUGAAAUGUUAUCGUUAAAAUUAUUAAAAAAAAAAUGUCAUUGGGGGAGGAUAUAUGUAUCCCCGAUCUCUCCCCUUAAAUACGUCACUGGGCGGGACGAGUUUUACGUGAAAACGUGUGCGGGCCGCGGGAACCGAUAAUUAAAUACGAUUGGCAAUACCUAAAGUCGGCAACGCCGCCGUCGCUAACCCAUUUAGCGUUCGGCGGAACGCUUUGGGCCGGUCAAAAUUGCACGUUUCCUUUCAGCCUACGUAAACGGUCGUCCCGACAACCGCGCACGGACUGUACGCACCGAAAGGUGAAACGGUGUCGGCCCGCGAAUGUGUAAAACCGGCGUACUGGUCGAAAAAACCGUUUCGGUCCUUUGCGGGCGUAUGCCAAACGACGUUGAGUCGCCACACGUCUGCCGUGGGUGCGCGUGCGCGCUUGCUGUGAUCUUCACCGGGCGCCGACGCGUAUUAUUAUUCGGUAUUUAUUAGAUGUCUAUAAUGCAUUGUCUGUUUUGUGAACGCGCUGCACAGGGAGGAAAACAACAUUAUUUUCGUUUCCGGCACACUAGAUUUCACCUUUUCUCCCCGAGGUUAGGUUAGGUUACUAUAGGUACGGACCGCCCGUCGUGCUAGAAUUUCAUUUGUUUCCCUUUUUUUUUUUUUUUCUUUACGAUAUCCGGUGGCCAUUGAAACCGUAUUAUAGUUUAAUAUAGUUGACUCGUUAUUAUACUUAUUAUUAUUAUUAUUAUUAUUAUCAAACGGUUUCUGAUCGUGAUUCAUGUUUGACGGCGUCGGUUUUUCUUUCGUUGGUUUAAAUCCUGCCGGCGGUUUUGGAUAAAUCGAAUUUUUAAACAUUUUUAGUGAACCAGAAAUUCUAAUCAAAUUCUAAUCCUAUCAAAUUAAUACGUCAAAAAUUGCCCAAACAAAAUGAACAAUUUACCACGUUUAGAAAGGGCCCUAACUAAUAUAGGUAUUUGGGUAAAAUGUCAGAUCUCUACCGUUGUUUUUCACUGAAUUACCACAACGAAAAUAAAAUGGAAAAUAACAGAAAUUAUCGAUUAUGACCGGAGCAAGGUAUCCUAGUGGAAAAGUUGUUGACAAAAAAAAACCGCGCGCGCGCACAGACACAGGCACACACACACACACACACACACGAACACGCACAAAUCACGACAAACCGAAAUACAUUCCUCGGUACGCGCUCGGAAUCGGAUAAAUUUCCGUCAGCACUGUCAGCAGUUCUGACGCCCAUAAUUAUACGCGUUUCGGAAAUAAAAAUUCCAAUAAUGUUUUUUUCAAACCUUUUCCGCGAAAACAUUAAUACGUUCCGACGAUUAUGUAUUUCCUUUCUCUUGUCCCCCUUCCCCCGUUGAAAACAUUAUGAUAUAGGCCUCCCGUCGGAAACGACGACCGCGACCGCGACACGGAGGCAGCGCCGACACGCGGUGGUGUUUACAUUCGCGCGGCAAUAAUAAUAAUAAUAAUAAUAAUAUACUCGAAACGCGCCACCGUGGCCGCCUAACGGGCGCCGUCGCCGCGGCCGUCGUCUACCGGCGGCGGUGGCCUCUACCAUUGAAUAACUCCGGUGUGGCGGCGGUGUCGUCGUCGUUUAGCGGUGUCGGAAUCGUUGCCCCGGUGUGUGUGCACGCCGGGCGGACGGCGAAGGCAUCGCGGCGGCGCGCGUUUCGACCCGGCGCGGCGCGGCGCGUCCAGACCGCCGUCGGUGUGUGUCGAGUGUAGCGUACGUCGCACACGCACACGCACAACCACCCGGGCGCGCGCGCACACGCACCGCCGCCGCCGCCGCCGCCGCACCCGAGACCGACUACACGCACACGCACACACACACACACACACAUACACACACACAAACACACAAACACGCACACACGCACACUCGUGCGCAGGGAUACACGGACACACGCGCACACACACGUUCGUAAUAAUAUCAUAAAUUUUAUAUCAGCGUUGUUGUAGUAGUUGUACUCUAUCGCAAGUAGGUGGUAUAAAAACAUACGUACUCGCAUUAAAAACCCGCAUUGUUUUUGUUUUCGUUCGUUGCGCGUUUUUUUUUUUUUCAUACCGAAUUAAUGUUUAUUAGUUUUUCCGUUUUUUCGUCGAUGUCGAUUACUCUCGGUACCUUACCCAUUUUUGCUCGUCGUUUGUUUUUGUUUUUUUUCCAAGUUCGUUAGUCGUUAUUAUAUCGCUGGUUUUUUCUACCCCCGUUCGUUUUACAAUAACGUAUUAUUAUUAUCAAUAAAAUAAUAAUACAUUUAUUAACAUUAGGUACGUAUAUAUAUAUAUAUAUAUUAAUUAUUUAUUUAUUUAUUUAUGCACCGUUGUAUUUUAGUUACCUAUUGAGCGUUAUCGUCAGGCUCGUACCGUUGCAUAAUAAUGAUAAUAGUAAUAAUAUAAUAUAGGUAAUUAUUAGCUGUAUAGGCUAAUCCGGCGUAACAUUUCGAAGUAUUAUUAAUAACGCAAUAACAUUAUUGUCAAUCAUUAUCAUUAUUGUGAUAUUAUUUAUGUUAGUAACUAUCGCGUCGCCGUUUCGAAAUAUUUUGCGUCGCUUCGCGUCAGCUCGCCUGCCGGUAGUAAGAACGCGGACAUUCCCUCCCCCCUCCUCCCACCCGUUCUUCUCGGGGAUUUUCUUCUAGCUUUUCACGGCGUCGCCAGUUUUUCCGACGAUUUUUUUUUUUCUAAUUGCUAUUUCAUCGCGAAAUAACGGAAAAUAAUGUCACCGUCGCACCGUCGGGAUAUCGAUCUCGCCGUUGUCGUCGUUUCGUAACACGCCACGCUGCCGCGUAUACUCGAUAAAAUCGGUCACAUCGGCCGAGUCGAUCUUGUUUUGGCGCCAAAUGCCAAUUGAUUACAGAACAAUUUUUUUUUCUCUCCCCAAAGCAGUGCACGCGUUUAAUACUUCGGGCCUCGGGUAAGUAACUAGGCGCGAUAAUUAUUACUUUAUUGGCAAUAUUUAGUUUACGUGUAUACCGUCGACGAGUCGUUGCAGGGAACAAAACACGAUUCCCGAGUUCUUAUAGAUCGUAAAGGCCCGGACGCGACAUUAUACCUAACUGAAGUAAUCGUAUUAAUAGGGUACCUAUUUUUUUUCGCGUUCCUGCAGAACUGAUAACAAGUGAGGCCGUUUGUUGACAUUUUUCUACUAUAUGAUUUAGUGCCAAACAUAAUAACAUUAUAUGACAACCGUGAUGAAAACACCAUGGGGGGACUAUACAGUCAGUUCAUUGAUAAUCUCGACGAUUGAAAUAACUCUAGUUCCGUUCGAUAUUUGUACAUUUUUUAUUUCUUGUAGCACAAUACUACAGCCUUCCGCCAUUUUAUUAAUACAUCAUACAUACAGAGUGAUUUUUUAGAUUCUAGCGUAGAAUUUAUUGGCUUACAAAGAUGUUAAUUUAAUUUUUAAAUACUGUGUACAAAAAUUCUACCUGAAAUUUUGCUCUGAAGUAUCAAGUAUUGCAUCUUUCUGAAAGGGAAUUCUCCCGGGCUGGUACUUUAGGAAGUUAAUUUUUUGAUUUUCCCAGGAGUUUUUCCAAACGGAAAAACGGGAUAAUGUACGAAAUAUAUGUAUUAGUAAAAUAUUACGGUCUUUUUUUUUUCUCUCUAAAUAACUUUUCUACCAGAAAUUUUACUCCGAUUUAUAACGAUAGCACUUUUUCUGAAUGGAACUCUGACUGGGGUGGUAUUUUAGGAGAUCAUUUUUUGAUUUUUUCAGCUGUUUUCAUAGUAAAUUGGAAAAUCCAAGAAAAUGACAAUGUAAUACUACUAAUCGACCCCCGCUCAGAAUUGUUUUUCGUUAGCAAUGGUUAAUCGUUGUAGAUAUACAUUCAAUUUCUUUUCUAUCUUUCCAACUCCGUUCCUACAACAGUGGUCUACCCACGUGUGAAGUAUGUCCAUCUUUUUUUUAUCAUGAACUAGCAAUUAUCUCGGAAGAUUUUAAGUGAAUUUGGUUUUUUUUUUUUUAAUCAUUAUCGAAUCGUUUAAGGUCUAUUUUAAAAACAUUUUUAAUUUUUUAUCUCUAACCUAUAUACCUUAGUCCGUAAAUGAGCACAUAUUUUGUUUUUCAAAUAGGAACCCCUCUUUUUGAACACAGAUUCAAAUAAAGAAAUUUUUUAGAAAUUUUAUUAUGCAUAACUAUUUUUUGAUGAUAUAAAUUGAUAACUCUUCUUUAUUCUUCCAGAAUAAACUUUAAAUUUUUAUAAAUCAUAAGCUGUACAUUUGAUAUUAGUGUUAAUGUAAUAAAUUCGACGUAAAAUCGAUAAUACGGUACAAUUUAAAAAUAAUAGGAUAGUUUACUGUUAAAGUCUAAAGGUGUCGCUGACGCCGGAAAAUCGUCAGCAUUAAGUAAAAUUAUAAUUUAAUACAAUGUUUAGUAUCUAACUAAACAUGUUACUAAAAUGUGUUCUUGAUAUUUUUCGAAAAAAACGGUUUUCAUUUUUAAAGUCGACGUUAUGCGUUUCGGGUUUCAUUUCAAUGGAGUGGAUUUUGUUUUCUUAGUGGAGUCUGUUACAGAAUAUAUUUUAUUCUCAGGGUUAUAAAAUAUGAAAGUUAUAUUUAUUAAAUAAUUUAUAAAUGUUUUAUGAAAUAUUUCAUUUUGAAGAACCAUUACAAACAAAUUUAAAACGUCAAUAGUAGGUAAUUACUGCAGACUUCGUAGCUUUUUAAAAAUUAUUAAUAACAUAACAUAAUAAAAACAUUUAUAAUUAACAAUAGUUUAUAACAUUAGUUUGUGCUGUAUGUUUUUUUUUAAAUUUAGUACAAAAUAGUACAAAAUCUAAUAAACAAAAAAAGAGCCGAUACUGCUGAUGGGUGUGCCAUUCCAUUGUUGUAGGUGGUAAGUUUAAAAGGUAGAAUACAUUGCUAAACAUACAGGUAUGUCAGCAAGAUAACCAAAUUACACUAUCGCUGCGUAUUUUACGCCAGUGUCGGUCAUAUUGCAUCUGAUAUCAAUAAAUUUGGCAGUUAUCAAGACGUGGUAUCGUUUUAUUAUUACUUUGAGAUUUUACUAUAACGAUAAAAAAAAUCGGCAAUAUUAUUUAUUCUAUGAUGUAUGCCAGUGACGGCCAUAUGCGCAGUGUUAUCUAUGCGCAGUGUUAUCUUGCUGACAUAUCCGUAUAUUUAGCCAUGGUAGUGUAAUUAUUAUUAUUAUUGUUUAUUUCUUCGAAAAGAUAAUGGGCCCCACUUAAAUUAUAAAAUUAUUUAAUUUAUAUAUUUUGUAAACAACGAUAAACCUAGCAAUGAUUGUUAAGGAAAUACGAUUCUGAACGUAGUUUAGUUUUACAUGUUUUAAAUUGUGCAAAAAUUAUAUUUUAAAGCUUAUGGAAAAAAAUUACUAUAUUACCCUCAACUUUUCAGAUUUGGAGCAUAGUGAGAGAUCUUUUGGUUUUAUAUGAUGCGUGUUUUUUUUUUUUUUGUGUUUGUAAAUAACUUUUUUAUUAGAAAUCUUGCUUCGAUAAACCUAUUUUCGAAAAAAAUUUUCUCUAGCCGAUGCAUUAAAAAGGUCAUUUUUUGGUGUUCCUAGAGGUUUUUAAAAUAAUUAGAAAAAACUGGAAAGAAAAUUAAAGGUAAAAUGGCAAAAAUAGAGAAAGUCAUUUUUUGAUAUCUAUAGAAGUUUUCAUAAUAAUUGGAAAUAAUUAAAAAAGACGAAAAAUACGAUUUUUUAACUUACAAUCAUUUUAUUAUUUGAAAUUUUUUUAAAAAUUUAUUUUUCUACCAGAAAUCUUUUUUUAAAUUUUAAGAAUAGCAUAUUUUCUGAAAAUAAAUUUUGUCUAGUUUGUGAUGAGUAAUAAAGUCGUUUUUUUGACUUUCCGUUUAGUUUUCCUAAUAAUUAAAUCAGGAAAAAAUGUAUGAAAUACGGAAAAGUGUGCUAUAUUUAUGUUAUUCAGUUAAAAAUAAUCGUAGAAACCUCUAGUUUUUACAUCAUAUUUAUAUUGAUCUUUUUGUAAACGUGGUCAAAUUUUCAAAACAUUCUAGCUAUUUUUAGGCUAUUUAUAGAUAUUUAGUAUUUUCGUGUUUUUAUAUGUAUUUUUAUUUGGUAUACUUAUCUGUUGUUAAAAUUAUAUUACUUAGAGAAAUGCUUGAAAUUUUAACACAAUGUACAUUAUAAGUUGUUCCUUAGUGGUCUUGUACCUAGAGAUUUUUUUAGAGAUUUCAAUACCGUUUUCAUAUUUAUACAUACAUUAAAUAUUUAAUAAAUUAUUUAUCUCAUAAUUUAAUAAUAUAUAAUAUUAUUAUGCAAUUAUGAAUAAUUUAGAAACGUACUGAAUUAUAAUGAUAGUGUCACAUUGUCACCUUGUUGGCUGUUUAAGUGUAAAAACUUUAAUUAGUGCGACAAAUUAUAACCGUAAUUUAUUGUGUUACAUUAUAAUUCUAUAGAAUUGAUGAAUAACUAAUAAGAAGACCCUAUAGUCGAUGGCAAGUUUAUUGAAAUAUUUCGCAAUUUGUUUGUUUGUUCGUUUGUUAGGAUCAUACUAUUUAGCAUUACAGGUUUUAUUAGUAGUGUUGCGGCUUGUGAAAUACAUUUUAAAAUUGUUAAAACGAUGCAGUUGACUCACGGUUCGAAAAGACUAAUUCAUUUUGGACCCAUUCUUAUAAUGUCCUGGUUAGCGAAUUGUUCUAGGAGUGAUUUGUGCAUAAUAAACUCAUUGAAUAUCUCUUCUCAAUGUCCAAUAGGGUUUUCAUAAUUAAAUAAAAUAUUCAUAGUUGGUCUGUCCAACUAUUCCAACUUAGACACAUUGGUAUAUAGUGAAAUUCACAAAAAUAUAAAUUAUUUUCUUUAAUAUACAUUACAGCGAGGUCAUAAUAAAGAAUACUAGCCAAUAAUAAAAUGAGUUUAUAAAAAUAAUCUUUUAAUAUUAUGUUUUUUUUUUAAAAUAUCUAUGUAUUAAUACUCUUAGUUUUAUAAUAUUAAUUAUAUACGAGUUUAAUUCAUAGCCUUGGCAUUGAAUAAUCACUGUCAAUAAAUUAUGUUUGCUCUAGCUUUAUACGAGUAAACGUAUCUAUUUUAUUUUAUAUUAAAAAUACAUACAUCAUUUUUUAGAUCUUGCAAUUCAAUUGUACUAAGUACUUUAUUUUAUGAUAGGGAUGACUAGUUAAAGCAUCCGUUCCAAGCCUAAUGCAUAUAUACAAUAACCUUGUCUUGUUAACUACAUUGCUUUUUAAUCUACAUAUAAUAAUAUAUGACUUACAUGCAGGUCCAACCCUGCAUGUAAGUCAUUGGGUAGUCCAACCUACUUAAUAAAAACAGCCUGGGAAAUAUUUAUUCGUCCGGCCCAAAAAAUUAUAUAGCGGCCCCGUUUCAGUUUAAUACUUUCUAUCGCCAAUACUUUUAUUUGAAAGUGCUCUAACUUGCAUUAGGGCCAACCGAUAGCUUGCGUCCUACUACAGUGUUUUACAACAUAUUAUAGACCCUUCGAUAGCGUACAGCAGUUCUUGGCAGUUUAUUAUCAGCCCUUCAAGUCAGUGGAGUACCGAUAGGGUGUUAUGGUGGGCUAUGAGCCACGACUUAUGCUAUUUAGGGGCCCCAAAACAGGGCCCAAGACAUUAUUUUUCAGUGGAUGGACAGGUAAAUAAAAAACAGGCGAUGACCAUUGUUUUGCUUAUUAAGUAACAAGAGUGGACGGACAGAUGUAUAAAAACACAAGUCUUUUUUCUUUUUAAGACAUUUAUAGAUUUGUAUGCUUUGGGGGAGCUAUUUCGAACUUAUUUUUCACAAUUUUUUAAAAUAUAAUAUUUAUCAAAACGAAAAUCAUUAAACAAUUUUAAAUUAAUAUAUUAAAAAUGUUACUUUUUAGUGUCAAAAAAGAAAUAUGGAACUAAAUGUAUUUAAAAAUCAAUAUGCAACGUACUAAGUUACUUAGCUUAAUCAAUACAAAUUAAAAGUAAAUAUUUCAUUAAAUAGGUUUUUUUUAUUAAUUUGUUUAUGGUUUGGCACAUAAUUGAAUGAAGUAGGUAAUUGUUUUUAUUAUUUUAGAUAUUUUUUAAUUAAAAAACUAGAAAAAAAAAUUUGUAGUACCUAUCUUUUGUUUAUAUUUUAGAGUUUUUAGUGCAUUAGUGCUUGCAAAUUUCGUGCUUUUUAGAGCUACAUGUCCUCUGCCCUAAGUAUGACUGAUGCACUAUGUAAGUUAUUAAAAUCUAAAAGUUAUGCAAAUACAGCUCUACCUACAACUUUAUCUUCUUCUAUCGCACAUUUUAUCCUUGAAUCACACUUAAUAUAGGUAUUUCUAACUAUACAUUCCAUUAACGGUUAAUAAAGCAUUUUAGUUUAUCUAUUUUUAAUUUUAAUUCAAUAAAACAAACUAAAACAAAAUAAAUAUAUAAUAAAUAAAUAAAUAAAUAAAUAAACUUCUAAUAAAUUUUAUUCCUAUCUGUAAUACUAACUUAUUUAAGUAUACUUAUACGAUUUAUAAUUUAAAUAUCUACGAAAUGUCCAUACGAGAAUACCUUAUAAUAAUAAUGUUAUCUACGUUAGUCGCGGUUUAUAAAUUAGUAUUGUAUAAUAUUGACGAAGAUAAUAUUAUUAUAAAACACGCAUAGGUUCCUAUUAGGCACCGAUAUACUCUCAUGGGUAUAAAUAACUGUUUUAUAACUUAUCUUAUCAGCUACCGUUGCGUAGUCUAGGGCACACACCUCACGAUUAUAAUUUAUUACAAAAUAUAGUAAAUCGCGGUUUAAUAGUAAAAUGAUAGGUAUAAUUUAUACUACCUACCUUCCACCUAUUUAAUAUUUUAUUCAAUUAAAAAAAAGUUAUGUCGUAAAAAUACACUAUUAUGCAAGUGAAUUAUAUUUACGUGGAUCAUAUAUAUCACAUAAUAUAUCAGGUAUAUCUAUUUUAAAAAAAAUUAUCAAUUUUUUUUAAGUUUAAAUUUAAACGAAACGAUAACGUCUAGACGUUGUGGCAUAUACCUAGACAUAGUGGCGCAACUAGACUAUUAAUUAAUAUUAAUAUAAAUUGUUACCUACCAGCAAUUUAAACACUCAUUUUUUUUAAAGUUCCUCCUUUCUUUGAAUCUUAUUUUAACUUUUACGUAGAUGUCGAUAAUUAAUAUAAUAAUCAAAUAUUAGAAAAUAUGAAAAAAAAAACUUAAAAAUUACUUUUUAUUGCUUUUCCUUGAGGCAAUCACUUGUUUUUUUUUUCGGAGUGGGGCUGUUUUUGGUAAUGUGUCACUUUGCUAACUCAUGCGCUAUUUGCAAAACUACUUAGACAGAUUGAGUUGAUUUUAUUGCUAUUUUAAUUAUAUAACAGCAAUUAUACAAUUGUAUUAUUGUUUUUAGAGCUUAAUUUCACUUGAAUAUUUUAUACAUUAUAUAUAUAUAUAUAUAUAUAUAUAUAUAUGUAUAAAAAAAAUACCGUUUUAAAUAAUUAAAUGGUAGAUACUGUCAUGACUCUUGAUCUAUUAAACGUGGUUAAAUUACGACACACAAAACUCAAAUAUUGUAGCGUUUAUAGGUUAUGCCAAUAGGUAUACCACUAAAAAUGUGCUAAAUGAUAGCGUAUACUCGGGUACCCAUGAUUUAUUGUCGAUGUAUAAACAAUAAUCAAAACUUAUUCUAUACAACCAAACUACAUUUGUUAUCAUACAUAAUAUUUAAUUAGUAAUGUAAUUAGUUUUAGGAUCGUGGUCAAAACAGGUUUACGAAUAAAUAAAAAAAAAAUGUCACCGGAAAAAAGUUCAACCUAAAUAAAAUAACUGAUACUGCUGAUAAGAUGCCACUGAUAUUGGUAGGAAGUUAGGCAAGUAGGAUACAACGUAUACAGACAAAUAAUUUAAAUCUGUAUGCAAUGAUAAAUCAUUACUAACGAAAAGCUAUUUUGAGCAAAAUAUUAUUAAACAUGUUUUUAAAUGCUACGAUUUUAUUGAUUUUGAUACAAAUUUUGAACUUUAAAUGCUUUUAUACAUUUAUAGGGGAAAAAAAAUCGCCACUAUCCAAUAACUGACCCCCUCUAUAUAUCGAUAUGAUAAAAUUUGUUUCUAAAAAAGAUGCUGUACUUAUAAGUAGAUAAAAUUUAACAGAUACACUAACUAAAAAAAAAAAAAAAAAACACUAUAGUAGAACCAAUACUAUCCUUAUAAUCCAAAAAUAGUGUACAGAUUUUCCAUAUUUUUUUUUAGCCCACAUAAAAUUAAAAUUUUUACCUUCAAUAACUUCAUUACUGGGAGCAACGAGCAUUAUUAUAGUCGAGCAUUAUAGUCAGUACGAUUAGCAUGAAUACGUAUUUAGUUAUAGUCAUAUUAAGCGUACAAUAAUUGCCUUUUUUUCUAUGAAGACGACUGUAUCAGUGCAGUGAUCGCAGAAAGAAUAUUUAUUUUUUAGUUGCAGUGUGGAAUAUAAAAUUGUUUUGAGUUUCUCAUUACGCAGUGAUGUACAUAUUUUAAUGUAUCUACACGUUAUAAUUGCAUAGUUUGUACUUACCAGCUUUGCCACUUGCCGGACUGCGAAACAAUUGUCUGAGCAAAUAGAACCCCGAGUAAACUCUACAUUAUUUCGGUAAACAUUCGUUGUGGUUUACCGCCGUAGUUAAGUGUUCAGUGUUUUGAAUGCGACGAAACUGAAACGAACCCACGACACUUCCACCCGUAAUAUGUCAACAAGGCCAUAAGACAACUGAGUCAUAAUCGUUAUUCGUUUUGACGAAAUAACGUCUUUUAAACGGAAUUCGCAUUUACUUUAUAAUAAUAAUACCUGUAUAGUUAUUAAUGGAGCAAACUGUAGGGUGAUUUGAGAUUUUUUUUAUUAAUUUUACAUAAUAAUGUAUAGUGUAUAGUUUUAUAUUGUAAUAUUUCAGACAUUUCCGUGUAAAUUUGAAUACAUGCACUUAUUCCGUGAUAUUCAACUAUUUAAUAAUUUAUCAUUCUAAACACAAGUCCAGGUUUCCGGACUAUUAUUUUGGUAGGACAAAACAAAACCAUGUAUUACGAGGUUACAAGACUACGAAAUAUAAUAACCCGGAAGGAUAAAAUGAAAAAGACGUCUUAGGAUAAUGGGGUGCACCCUACCACAUUGUCGCCGCGCACAAGGAGUAACAUUUCCUUGACCGUUUGGUCAGUAAAGCCAGCUCCCGAGUUUUCAAGUAAAGUUAUUGAUGUUAAAAACAUCCUAGGAUAAUCGGGUAGGGUGUAGCCACCCUGUGUGUAUAUAUUUUCUUUAAAAAUAUGUGUUUAAUGUUGUACCGAUUUUCUCAGUUUUUUACGAUUUUUCCCAUUUAUUGGAAAAACUGGAAAAAUCAAAAAAUGACCUCCUCAAGUUAUCAUAUAGUUAAAAUUUCUUUUCAGAAAAUAAGCUACACUUGAUCUAUCAAAGCAAGAUUUUUAGUAGAAAAGUUUGUACAACAAAUCUAGGGGUAUUUUGCGAUUAAAAUAGUCCGAGUGAGCGAUGGAUUGGGUUUCUAGGUACACACAAAAUGCAUUUGUUUUUUUUUUGUUUAGGUAAAAGAUAAAAGAAAAAUGCAAAACAUUUUUUUUCGAGUCACGGGUUUGAACUGGUGUUUAAACAUAUUUUAGAUAAGACAACAUUUAGUGAUUUAACGUAACAUAUAGUAUCCGCAUAAUAUCAGAACUUCAAAAAGCUAUAAUUUCGAAACUUAGUCAAUCCGCUGAAUUUUGACUCCACCAUCGUUCAAUUAAAUUGGCAAUAUACAUAUAUUAAAAAAAAAAAAAAUAGCUGAUACUGGGGAUGGGAGCGGCCACUGUUGUAGGUAAGAAGUUAGGAAGGUAGGAUAGGUAAGCAAGGUAAGCAACGAUAUACCAUUGAUUGACGAAAGACGAUUCUGAGCGCAGUUCGGUAAUAGAUAAUUUGAAGUGUUGUAAUGUUGUUUGUGAUUAUUGUUUAAAUUUAAUUUCAAAACGCUUAUUGCGCUAAAUCGUGCAAUUGCACGUUUUCCUACGUUUUUUCCCACUUAAGUGCUUUUAUUUAAAAUAUGGUGUUGAAAAUCAAAAAAUAACCUCCCUAAAGUACAAUUUAGACAACUUGAGCAUUUCAGAAAAGUUGCUACAUAUAAAAAUCGGAGUAAGUUUACUAGAAAAAAAUGUGUCCACAGACUAGAACAAAGAAAAAAAAGAAAAAGAAGAAUAAACAGCAUUGUAAAACCAACAGCUCUCUUACUACGCUGAGAAUUUCAAAAAAAUUGAAAAAUCAGAUUUGUUCCAUAUCAUUUUUACUCAUCAAUUUUUGUCAAAGUUUGAUAUUAAAAUACUUUUAUAAAAAAAAAAAAACUACAUUAAACUCAAAUUUUAUUUUUUUGACCACAAAGUAAGAUUUUAAAUGAACCUCUUGUUAAAUUGUCAAGCAUAUCUGAUAAGUCUAACAAUUUUACCACAGAGUACCUACCGAAAAAAAAUUACGUACAAAACUUGCAAAAUUAAAAUGUCUAUAAAUAGCUUAAACAUUUUUCGAAAAUUUUACAUGUCUAGAAAAGGCAAAUUUAAGUUUUUAUCCACUUUUCAAGUCUCUACUAAUAUUUUUUACAGAAUUACAACAAAUAAUAAAAUUGAAAAUUAAUAAAAGCAUUUUUUCGUAACUUUCUUAUUUUUCUUCCUUUUUAUCUAGGUUUUUCUCAGAUAUUAUGAAAACUGCUUGAAAAAUCAAAAAUGACCUCCCAAGGUUAGGUAAAGUACCAUCUGGACAACAUUUAUUUUCAGAAAUGGUGCCGCGAGUAUAUAUCUGAGCAAGAUUUGUGGUCGAAUUUUUGUACACAGGAUAAAAAAAAAGAAAAAAAAACCAUCUUCGUAAAAUAUCCAAUAUAUAUACAUUCUUUGCUACACUCAGAAUCUAAAACAAUUUUUUUUGACAAUAAUGUUUGAGUAUUUUUAUUUUACGUUCAUUAUACUAUAUUUUGACUAGUACUUGUAGUGGUACCACACUUAAAAAAAAAUAAUUGAUUAAACUUUAUAAAUAUAUACGAGUUAAUAUAACCAAAGCAUAUUAUAAUGGUUCAUUAUUUUUUUUAUCGAAACGAACUUAUAUGAAAUUAUAUACCAUAUUAUAAUAUUAUUAUGUCACACUGUCACGUGUAUCUUUGUGCCUAUAUUGAAUUGAUAAAAAGUAAUAAAUGUUAUCUUUUUGUAUAUAAUAUAGGUAUUAGGUACCCUGUAGUUAUGACUAAAAAAGCUAUUGCGACUGAAAAUAAUACGUUUAUAGAUAAAGGUAAAAUUCAUAAGCUUACUAAGGUACCUAGUUUGUUUGACAACAUUUUGUUUUGUAUUGAUAAAUUUCUUUAUCAGAAUAUUAUAGACAUAAGCUAUAUUCUAUAUGCCUAGAUAAUAUAUAGCAUUAAAAUUAUCGCUACCUAUUGAAUUUUUAAAAUAUUUAAAAAUAUAAACGAUUAUAGGCAGUAACGGAGACUUAAAUGAAAUAUUAUGAUUAUUUAAUACACAUUACACAUUUUAUACAUACUAUUAUUAAACAUGCUUGGAAGUUAUAAUAACUGCAGGUCGUAGUUUACUAGUGCGUGAAUGAGAGCGCUGGUUCCUGCAACUGUACAUUACCGUGGAAUAGAUUUAUAGAUAGUCGAUCAUAUAAACGAUGUAAUCGUAAAAUUAGGAUCGAAAAUAAAAUCUGGCGAAAACAGUAUUGAAUAGCUGCGACAAGCUUCUGUUUUUUGCUACAUAACAAAAUCGUAAAAAUUGUAAAUCAAACAUUUAUAAUAAUAUAAUAUUAUGUUAUUUAUAUAUGAUACAUUUACGACGACGGAAUAAUAUAAAUUUAUCACAUUUUUUCGUAUUAAAAAUCUCGUGUAGGCCUAUGCAGGACGGGUCUAGGAAUUAGAGAAAUUCGGAGGGUUCAUAAAAAAUUGCAAAUAAUUAAUAUAUUGCAUAUAAUAUCGUAAUCUCCUCUCUAUGUGCAAUAUUAAUUAAUUGUUGUCGUCUCUGUAACUAGUAACUGUAAACAUUAUACCUAUAUAAUCCAAAUUGUACAUACAUUUUUUUAACUAAAUUUUAAACUAUAGUUGAACAUUUGUAAAACAUGUCUCUAUCAUAAUUUAUAUAGAUGUAGCAAUGCACAUAUUAUGAAAAAAGUCUAAAAAUUAAUUGGUUAUGUUAGGUAUAAUUUAAUAUAUUAAACUAUACAAUCCCAUGUUCGUGAUAAUCUGGCAUAUCUAUUUAUUACCUAUUCGAUGUUAAUAUUAUAAUUUUGUAAAGUUAAUCCAGUAUAACUAGUAUCAAAUUUGUCCUUAAAUAUGUUUUAGUCUCCGUAAAGUUAUGAAAUCUCGAAAAUUUCGAAAUCCUAUCGAUAUUACAUUACUCUAGAUAAACUAGACGCUCUAGAUCCGUUGUAAUGAUAUUAAUAAAUUACACAACAUUUCAUUAUAAACAGACAUUUUAUUUUUACCACAACAAUAAAAGUUGUACACAAUUUACAAUUUUCGAAAAAUGUUCGGGCGGGUUUGAACCCCAAACCGUCUAGAUACGUGCCUUGUUAUAAUUUAUAUAAUUUAGUAUAUGCCCUAUUUGUAAAACACCUACAUGCUAAGAAGGGUGGACUUCAGCCUUCAUAGUCCCUCUCUUGUAUUCCCCUUUCGGUAUAUAUGUAGUUUUAACUUUCAACUAUACACCUACCGAACAUUGAGAGGUUACCACAAUGGCAGUUUUCGUCUGUGCUUUUCUAACGGGCUAUAUAGAAAAUGUAUUCUCCUACAACAAACAAAAAGGCUUUUUUCAAAUAUGUUUGAACGAUAAAAUACUUGUUACAAAAUUUGUUGAUGUUCACAUUUUGAAGCAUCAGUAUUUUAUAAUUCUCUAUAAAUAUUCAACUCAUCUUAUCAAAAGAAGAAUUUUUACAUUAUUUGUUUUUCUUAAAUAAAUUCACUUCGUUUUAAGUAAUUUAUAACUUCAAAAAAGCAGAUGAGGCUAUCUUCAAAAUGUUGUCAUUUAUACAGUUUUAAAAUAUGUGUUUUAGAUAUUUUACUUUGUUUUACUUGAACACAUACAUUUUUUAUAUAUUGCUCAUUAGAAAGAUUAUAUCAAAUGUGAUUGAUAUGUCCUUUUAAAUUGCCUGUUGUUUUAACAUUCUAAAUUAAGUGAGAAAUGUAUAGGUUUUACUUUGAUGAGUUUUUUUUUCUAUCUGUUAACAACUGUUCUACCAGAAAUCUCUUGCUCCAAUUAAACAUAUUAUAGGAACUUUCUUUUAGCAUUUUUGAUUUAUCGAGGAGGUUUAUUUUUGAUUUUUCUUGUAGUUUUGUGUAAUGAAAGAGAACAGUUUUCUGAGAGAAGUUUUUAUUUAAAUUUUGUUUAUUUCUGGGUUAUUUUGGCUCAGAAUCGUUUUUCACUAGUAAUGGUUUAUCGUUUCAUGCAGAUAUUCUCCCUUUCAACUUCUUUUCUAAAACAUUUGCACACCCAUCAGCAUUAACAGCCUUUAUUUUAUUACAUUGUGUAAUUUCAAUGACUUACAAUUUUGAUUGAAAAUAUGAAUAUUAAUGAUUACAUAGUAUUAUAUUUUUUUUAUUUUAUGUGUUUGUAGACUUGCUAUAAAAUAUUGUAGGUAGUAGGUAUACCAUAUGAACUAAAAUUUAUUUAACCCAAAUAUUUAGGCUGAUGCAGAUAAAAUAGUAUAAUUGGUUCCGUGAUAUUACAAUAUCUCUGCGUUUAAUAUGCGUGUUGAUUAACAAAUCGUGUCUCAAUUAACUAGAAAAUUACUAUCCGAUACCUAUACAUUAUCUAAGAGAAUUAUAAGAAUUUAACGAAACCUUAUAGGUACCUACGUAGCGUUUUAAGGUAUAUCGCUUUGAACAUACAUAUUAUAAUACAUCCGUGUUAACAAAAUGCAAACUGGUAUUUUAAAAUCGGAAUUUUUAAAGAUGUAGAUUGUAGAGUGCUUCUUUUGGCAUAAUUCCCGAAAUUAUCUUACUUCCCCGUUGAAUAUUUUUAGUUUUUAAAAUACGUAACCGUUCGUAAUUUGUAUUUUUAAAUCAAUAAUAAAUUAUUUUGCUUGAAUAAUUGUUGGUAUAGAUUCAUUGAAUACAACAGUUUUAUAGUUAUAUUUAUUAUUCAUAAAUUCAUAUAAAAUAAUUAUACAUACUUGUGUAUUAUAAUUUUUUUUUUUUUUAAAUAAUAUCUGAAUAUUAAAAUUAAUUUAAUUUGUGUACUAUAUAGAUGUUAUAAGUGAAAACAAAAUCUAUUUAAAAUCUUUAAAAAUAAGACCUAUGGUUAGAGUCGCAGUGUAUACAAUAUGUAAAUACAGGGAAGUGAAAAUAUUAUAAUGAAUAAGGCCUCCGGCAGAACAGGAUAUAAAGUAUAGACACUGUAUAAUAUUAACUGAUUUUUAAGCGAUGACAAUUUAAACAUUAAAUUUGUUUUUAUUAUAAAAUAUAGGUAGAGGAGUUUUAACAAAAUAUGUGUUGCUUUAGGCCACGUUAUACAAAGAAACGAUUAAACGCAUGCUAAAUUUAAUUUUAAAAUAUUGAUUACAAAUAACAAAAAAAAUUGUUUAUCCGGCAAUUCUUUUAUUCACGAGACAAAAAAAAAAAAAAAAAUAUUUUCAUGUUUAUGCUUAAACAUUUUGGAUAUUUUUUUUAAUCAUAAUUGGAUAGUAAAUAACGAUGAACGGCUUCUAAAAUGUUUUCAUUUGAAUAACAAGGAAAUUAUUCAAGUUAACGAAUCAUCUCACAAUAAUAAUUAACUUAUCGCGGUACAUGAUUUCAUGAUUUUUAGGUCGGUAAUUAAUAAAACAUAUUAUUAUGGGUAGUUUACAAUUUAUUUCUUCAUUAACUCAGUGAAUCAUUUCAGUGAUUAUUGUGUUUCGAUACUUUCCUAUAUAUUUAUCAUUGCUGUUAAUAAUUAUUAUUAAUAUAUACGUACGUCGUACACUGCAAUAUUUUUUAAAUUUAAAAAUGAGUGCAUUCGUAGUCAUAAGCACGUUUCUUUGGUAAAAUUUUACAUGACGUGGCGGAAAAUAACAUACCUGCAAGUAGAUAGGUAUCUAUAUACAAGCUAUGGUACACGAAGAUGUGGUUUUGAAAUAAUGUAAAAUCUACAAACAAUAUUAUUUAUAUUUUUAAUAUUAUGCACCUUGUUGACUAAUAUGAUGUAAGACAAUGUGGAAGGUAUCGGGCAACUAUUGUAUGAUAAGAUAGAAUUAUAGUUAAAUUGAAAGGUAAAUACUGUAUAAACAGUAAGAUAGAGAUAGAGCAGACGAUACGUAUAGCAUAGAGAAGAAUAAAUUAUCGAAAUAAGAAAUAAGGAAUAAGAAAAAAAAAAACACUCAAAUUUAAAAUUGUCUUUUUAAAUUUACACUCAUGGAUUUGUGUUGCUUUGUAAUUAUAGAGGGUAAGUAUCUCAAAUUGUCAAAUAAGAACGAAGAAAGUAGAAAUACAGUUAUUUAAAACCAGUAAACAUUUAUAAUAGUCAAUAGAGGGGUUUGAACUCAUUGAGCACGCAUAUUGAAUGUUCGUUGUUUGAACGAUCUACCACCUAUUCCACUGAAUUGUGAUCCAGUACAGUGGUGUCUUUUUUAUGAUAAAAUUAUUAAAUUAAGCAAUUAAUGGACGACGUUCAAUUUGUACGAGAGUUAGUAGGGUUAGUAGGCUAGUGAAUCGUUCUUUUAGGUGAAUCGUUUGUUUGCGAACUGUACAUCUCUACCGUAAACGUAUACCACGUAGAUUUAAAUUAAAUUUUUCAAUAAAUUUUUUCAAAUUGUUUUACAUCGCUCUUCCGAUCGUUAUUCAUCAAUGGGUAUAUAAAGAUAUUUUUGGAUUUCCCGUUGUUUUUUUGUAUUUUUUCAUAACAGUCGUUCUCUGUCGUAAACGUGAAAUGUGAUUAAAAAUUAAAACAGUCAAUUCGUUAUUCACCGCUGACCAAAACCUACAGUGGAGAUAGGUCAUAAGUACAUAUUUAUUGAAUUAAAACAUAUUUGUUAAUUUAGACAUUUUGAUUUAAUAUUAUCUGCUCAUGGCCGUAGGCGUAAGUGAUGAAAAGGUGACGGAGGGGCUAAGUAAUAAAUUUUUGUUUUAUUUUUGUUAAAUACUCAUUAAAAAUAAAUUAUAUGAUUAUCAUACAUUAUACAGUUAAUAAUUUUAAAUUUACAUUUUGCCUAUAAAUGGUUAUUACACGCGUUUUCACAAUACAAUAUGUAUCACAAUAAAUGUAUGGGACAAAUUGAAGUACAACAGAAUAACAAUUCAUUAUAGUAGAAUAAAAUGUAUACUUUAUUAUUUUUCAAACUAAACAGUUUUUAUUAUUAUAUAUUAAUUUGCUCUUUAAAUUGUGUGGGUACAUCAGUAUUUUGUGUCUCCUAUUAUAAAUUAUCUGCUUAAAUUACCUACCACUUGUAUAAUAUUUGCCAAAUAUGACAAAUAAAUGUGUACAUACAUCUAGUCUUUGUAUGACAUAUUAUAAAUUACUCGUUUUUUUAACUUUUAUUAUAUAUAUAUAUAUAUAACUUGCUGUCCCGCGCCCGACGUUGCCCGUGUCGAAAUUUAUUAUUAUUAUUUUACCCAUACUAAUUUUUGGUUUUGGCCGUGUCAGAAUUGAAUGAAAACAAAUAUGUAGAAAGAUGGUAGUUCACCUUCGGCGGACUAAAUGUGUUUUAUUGUAAAAUUUGAAUAGUGAAAAUAAUAGUAAUAAUAAUAAUAAUAAUAAUAACAAUAAUAAUAAUAAUAAUUAUUAUUAUUAUUAUAAUAGUUUUAUUUUCCGUAACACCAAGGUAACCCUUGAAUAAACAAAAAUAAAUAAACAAGCAAUUCGAUAUUAAUACCAAAUAUACCUAAAAUAGAUAUUAUUCUAAACAUUUUAAUUUAACAUACAUUCAUAACCGAUAGAAAGUGAUAAAAUAAGACAUUUUUUUUUUCAAUAAUUAAGGGAUGAAAAUACAAAUUUAAUUUUUCUUUACAUAAUAUGUUUCCCUUCCUCGCAAAAAAAAAACCAGAAUGAAAAAAAAAAAUUAAUAUUGACAGAAUCAUAACCAUAAGAAUAAUACUAUAGGACACCAACUGUAGUUUAAAUAUCUUGUUAUUUAUUAUUUUUAAUUAUUAGAUACAUAUUAGGUUAGGUUAGAUGCAAAUAUCAAUUUAAACUGAGAACUUAACACGUCUUAUAAAAAUCACUUUAAAACGGUAUGUAUGUACAUUAUUGUAUAGCACUAUACUAUAUAAGUAGGUACCUAUUGCAUAAGAAUAUAUAUUCAUAACAUUUGGAAGUUUUGGAAAAUUGCACUGUUGACAACAAUUCUAAGAAUAUACUGUGGGACGAACCCAAAUAAAUGGGAAAAGAGACGAGGUAUAAUAAAAAAAAAGAAGAUAAAUAAUAAUAUUUACCUACCUCGUGGUGUCGGAUGAUCACCAGCAUUUGUUGUGGUAAAAAUAUCAUACUAUUUUCACUGGCUUCCACGGCUAAACGUCAUAAUAUAAUAAUAUUGUAGUAGUCCUCGUUUUUAUAAAAUACACGAGAUGAACAAAAUACUUAAUUUCGUUCGUGCAUCAUAAACGUUGUUAUGACACUUUUUUUCCUUAUUAAGUGGCUAUAAAGAUUUACGAUUAGGCAAUCAUACGAUUCACAUAUACACGUCAUUAUACCGCGUAUAUUUCUAAUGUAAAUACAGCAUUAUUCUUUAAAUUCGGUUUAUAUAGUAUACCUCUAUAAUGGUACCACGAUGUUUACUAAACAACUGUUUGUCAUUGAUAAUAUGCUGCCUGUGACACAUAUUUUAUUUUGUUAUCGUAUUACAUAAUACACGCUUGAAUGGUCACAUAAUAUAAUAUAUGUGUCAUGUGCAUAGGGUUAUUAUUUUAUUAAUGAUUCAGGUGUGCAGUAAUUUGCUUCAUGGGUACGGUUUAUGAAUUUUCUUUUCUUUUUUUUCUUUUUUUUUUCAUACAGAAACUAUAAUGCAAAUUAAUGAAUCGAGGAUAUUAUACGUGUAUAUACGAUGAAUUAUUAUUACUAUUAUUAUCGUUAUUAUCAUUUUUUAAAUACACGGCGAUUCGUUCAACCCGGGAGUACCUAUAGUCUGAGGAAUUCCGAACGUCCUCGAACUCUUCUUAUAAUAAUAAUAAUAAUAAUAAUACGCCACUUGAUUUAUCUCGUAUCUUGAUUGAUUAAUGCUGUAGUAUAGUUAAUUUCGUAUUAUUUUCAAGACCGGCUUUGGUUUCUAUACAAAAUCACGCGCGGUAUCCGUAAAAUUAAAAGCAUUCCUAUACCUACUGACUACAUAUACAUAGUUCAGUUUUGACAUAAUAUAGGUAACAUAACAUAAUGUAUAAUAGCAUCAUCAGUAUAAACAACAACAACGACAUCAGAAAUGUUAUCUUAAAAUUGCAUCGGUAGAUACGAUCGUAUACCCGCGUAUCAUCAAUUUGUCAUAAGCUAUAUGCUUGGAUAAAAAUAGCGUAUUAGGUAUACGCUUAUACCCCCCAAUACACCACUGGGUUUAAGUAACUGUGAUACCAUAUUAUUUUAUGGGACUUGUAAGUUCUAUAUAAUAAUAAAAACGUACAUUUAUGAAUACAUUCGUAUUAUUCAAAUAAAUAAUUACUAAACAUUUAUUUAGUUAUUUUUAGGUACACCGUUUUAUUUAAAUUAUUAUUUUAUGAAAAAUUAUAGUAUUCAUGACGUGAAUUUUUUUCUUUUUAAUCAUACAGUUAUUUUGAAAAAUCAGAAGGAGUGCUCAUUACGAGUACUUACAUACUUACAUACUACCUAUUGAUUUACGAGUAUAAUAUUAACAUAUUUAUGAAAUCACUCCUUGCUGUUACAACAACAACGUCCGAAGGAAAUAUGCAAUUAAUAAAAUAUACGUUGUAUAGUAUUUAUAAAUUAUUUAUUUAAUUCUAAUUAACGUGUCAGAUAUUAAAGUUAUUAAUAUUAUUAGAUAGUUCAUAUUAUAUUAUAAGUAUAUAUAAGAGGCUCCCAAACUUUUUUUUUCCUGUAGAUUACAUGUCGAUUUUUCCUGUUUUUAUUUGUAUACCCACCUAUAUUGAAUGUUUACAAAGUCAUCAACUUCAAACGUACUUUUGACUGAUAACACAGAGCUACCCAUUAGGGUAAGAUUCACUGUGUUCUGAUUAAUUUUAAAAUAUAAAACAUGUUAACUUAGUUUGUAUAUUCAUAUCUUUAUUAAUUACAUUCAGACUUACCGGGCUAAACAAUUUUACCGGCCCAUUUUACUACCUAACAGGGCUAUAGCUCCGUGUUUUUUAGUACUUAGUAAGAAUUUGUCUAUAAGAAGUUUGGUAAUCGUGUUGGAACCCUCUUGUUUCAACACGCGUGUAGACAAUUUCUGGCGAUAGUCUAUAAUUCAAGAUAAAUUACAAGUAUAUUUCUUUAAAGUCAUAAUUGAUUAUAUACCUUUAAACAUUGAUUUUCAAAGUGGUCUAUAUCGAUUUAUAUAUUUAUUAAAUUCUUAUUGAACAUCUCAUUCUACAUCUACAUUUUUUUUCGAUCAUAGUCUACCCUUUAUACUUAUAUAAGUACUCUUGUAUGGACAUAAUAUAGCAAAUAACAAUUAUUCAAAAAUAUGUAUUAUAAAUUUAAGAAACAUUACGAUAAUAACAUUAUAGUAAAACGAUAAAGCAUAUUUUAUUGAAACCAUUGUUUAAAUUAAUUAUUAUUAGUUUUCGAUGCUGACAUAGCGAAGAAAUUAAUAGAUUCUUUAAUAAAUUAGUUUCCGUUUAAUUUGAAGCUGCAGUUAUUAUCGCAUAAUUCUAUAAUUAAUAUGAUGUACGUAUGAUACGUACAACGUAUGUUUCUUUAGUUUAAAAAAAAAAACCAAUAAUAAAAUAUAAUAACAACAUAUUAUUACGGUAAAUAUAAUAUCUAUAAUAUUAUUUGUUUAAUAAUUAUUUACAUUUUAUUUUUAUUUUUUAUCUGUUUUGAUGUAUAAUAAAAUAAAUGGUAAAUAACUGAUAUUUCUCCAAUAUAAUUUAUUUUAUUACUCGCUCGCUAUAAUAAUCAUUCGAAUUCCUUGCGGUGUUGUAUAUCUACGACUGUUUUAAUUAAGUAGUUGAAUGUUUUUAUCGUUCAUUCGUUACAUACAUUAUAAUUGAUAUGAAAAUUUGUUCAAUUUUCUGUAAUAAUUUGGCCAAAUAUGAAUUUAUCAAUAUGAAUGUACCUAUUCCAUACAAAAUUGUAUUUGAAUCAAUUAAAAACAGGGGUGUGUUUAAAAAUUUUAAAUUCUUAGAUCAUUUAUGAUUCUGAUGGAAGCAAGGAAUGUAUUAUUUUUACAAUGAAGUUUUUUUUUUCUGUGAACAACUUUUCUACCAGAAAUUUUAAUGUAGCACUUUUUCUGAAAGAAAAUUUGACUGGGGUGGUACUUUAAGAAGGUCAUUUUUUGAUUUCCUUGGGGUUUUCAUAAUAAAUGUGAAAACAACGUAGGGAAAACGGUAUAAUUUACGAAAUGUAGAUAUUAUUUUUAAAUCGUAAAUAUUACGGCUUUUCAAAACAUGUAAUACCGAACUCCACUCAGAAUCGUUUUUGGUUAGUAAAGAUUAAUCGUUGCGUACAAAUAUACAUUAAAUUCCCCUAUAUCCUACCUUCCCAACUUCUCACUUACAACAGUGGCCCACCCAUAGUGCGAAGUAUGUCCGGAUAUUUUUUUUUAUUGUUAUAGGUCUAACGGAUAGCUUAUUUGUCUCUUUUUAAAUAUAUUAAUAUUUAAUAAAAACAUUAUAGCGACCCACAUCCGAUGUAUACAUAUAAAAUCGAUAACUAAAAUGGAAUAAUUGUUCGUAUUUGUAAUACAUAAAAUCUGAAAUAUCUAUUUAAUAAUGAUAAAAAAAACAUGACCACAAACGUGGUCAGUGGGGAGAGGGCCUUCAUGAGUAUGUUCUUAAUUGAAUAUGACUUGAUUGCUUUCUGGACUCGGAAUUUGAGCUAAUUAUUAAAAUUACAACAAUCAUUAUAAGGUAUCUGGUCUGUGAUAUUUUGGUGCACACUUAACAUGCAAAAAUGAUAAUUAUGUAUACUGUUGAACUCUGUGGCAAGAAUUAUCGCAUUGCAUCAUAAUUUUAUAGUAAUCCAACAACAAAUCAUUUCCUAUGGCAUGUGCAGGAUAUUAACCCCUUUCCUAUCUUUGACUGCGUUAUUCAAUAAAGAAUAAAUUUACGAUUAUUUUUUUUUUCAUAAAUAUAAUACCAACAUAACUAUAUUAUGAAAGUAGAUAUUAUAAUACUAUAUGUAAGGCCAUGUAUAUUAUUAUCUACAAAAGUGAUGCAGUUAAAUAUACCUGAAAAUGACCGGUAUUCCGGUAUUAUAUGCCCUUAAAAUAUGCUCUAAAAAAAAAUAAAAUAUAGAAAAUUCUAAUAUUUUAUUUUAUAUUAGUAGGUAUAGUUAAUUAUUCUCAGCUUUAAAAAUACAAUUUUUUGUAUUUUGGAAAAUUGAAAAGCUUCAAAGUUUGCUCUAUAAAAAAAAUUUAGCGUCGAUGGUUAAUCAUUAGAAAACCCAAUACAACCGAUUUGAGCGAAAUAAAUUAUAUUUGAUAUUUUGAUCUAAAAGUCGGGUUCCAAAUUUAUCAGCUCGGCUGCUCAAAUUUAUAAAUCUUGAAUGCUUAUUUUGUCCUUAUCGAUUUAUUGCGCGAGUUAUAAACAAGACGUACGGGUGUUCGAAAUCCUAAAAUAUGAUCUAAAAAUGUAAAAAAAUCCAGAAGAAAACUUAAAAUACAAUUAUUUACACCGGAAUUUUCGGUCAUCGCAAAACACAUUUUGGCGUAUGGUAAACCGGCUAUAUUUUUUUGAACAAUAAAUAAAAAUAUGUAAAAGUUUAUAUUACCUAUUAUAAAUAUCCGUCUUAAUCAUAUUAUGCUAGUAUUGUUUGAUAAAAUAUUCAUUAAUGGCAACAAAUUAAAUAUUUUAACCGGUGAAAUGAUUUUUAUGAUGCUAAAUUGUAUUAUGUACGAAUCGCGUAAACCGUAUGUUGCUUUUGUUUAUUGAAUUGUUAUUGAUAUCGCGAUAAUGAAAGUAUUACGACCUAAUCAAUAUUAUUAUUUUUUUAUCCUCUAUAAUAACCAUAGAUCGUGUUGUGAAAUCGUAAUAUAUCAUGUGUUUGUGUUUGACUUUGUUUUUUGCUUAUAAAGUGCACCGAAAGCAGAAAUACUAAAGAGCAAUGUAAUACAAAUAUAUAAGUAUUUGAUAUUAAUAUAAUAAUAAUAUGUAUAUCUAAAGUUAAUAUUUAUUUAUGUUUGAACUAGGUUUUUUUUUUAUAUAUAUUUUAAAAUAUAACUUAUAAUAAUAAUAUCAUAUUGUUUAAUUUUCGUUAAAUAUUUCUUGUUAUAAUAUUUUACCGUAGUAGAUACUAAAAAAAUUCCCUAUAAAGCUAUAAUAUAUUAAACAAAUAAAUAAAACACUAAACCGUUUUUAUUUUUAGAUUCUGAGCGGAGUAAAGAAUGUAUUGUUUUUACAAUGAUGUUUAUUUGUUUUUUUGUGAACAGCUUUUCUACCAGCAAUUUUGCUCCGAUUUUCAAUGAUAGCACUUUUUCUGAAUGGAAAUCGGACUGGGGAGAUACUUUAAACAGGUUAUUUUUUGAUUUUCCUAAUAAAUGUGAAAAAAUGGGAAUACAGGUACAAUAUUAAACAAAUAUUAUUAAAGAAAAUAUAUAAUGCAUAUUUAGGUAAUUAUUUUACCAUAAUAUGACAUAUAUAUUGUUGACAAAGUAACUCUAUCAACCAAAUUCUGCUCAGAAUCGUUUUUUCAUUAGCAAUGGUUAAUCAUUACUUACAGAUAUACAUUCAAUUUCCUAUAACAAUGAAUGUUAAUCGUGUUGUCGUUAUGUAGAAUUGUAUGACUUCGAAACAAUUAUAUUAUUUUGUUCAAAUAUUUGAUUUUUACAAAAAUAUUUAAUUUUUCAGAAUAUUAUAAUGUUGAAUAUAAAUACAAUUAACGGAUAACAGCAGAUUUGAAAAAAGUGGAAUAAUAAUGCGGUGAAACAUUACUUUAAUUUUAGAAUUCAACGAAGAUUCCAGAAAUAUUAUUAUUAAAUUAUUAUUUUUCUACUAAUUAUAGUAUAAUAUAAUAAUAUAUAUUAUUAAUGAAUAUUUAAAUUUAAAAAAAAUAGAAUAAUUUGUAACAAAACACAAUUUGAGUAAAUUCUGUUAUUGGUUUUACGAUAAAAAUGUAUAUACAUUCUAUCUUAAAUACGAAACAGUACAUUUUUUAAAAAAUAAACUUAUCCAUAGUAAUAAAUAUAGUAAUAAAUUCAAUACAAAUGAAGUACUAAAAAUUAUUCAAUCAAUAAAUGUAAUUACUAAUCAAAACUAUUUCCAGUAUAAUAAUAAACAAUAUAUUAGCAAAAAGAAGUGUUAGUUAUGGGUGGGCCUUUAAGUGCUCUUUUAUAAGAAAUUUACAUGCAAAAUUAUGAAAUCAAUUAUAUUAUUAACAACAAAAUAUACAGUCCAUAGAUAAUUGCAAAUUAUAAAUAUGUUGAUGAUACUUUCAUUUUAUUUAGAGGUUCAAAUAGAUAAGUGAAAAAUUUAGUUAAUUACUUAAACAAAAUAAAUAAAAACAUUCAAUUACACUCGAAAUACAAAUAAAUAGUAAAUUAAUUUUUUAGAUCUUACAGUUUCCAUAGUAAAAAAUAAAUUUGAUUUUAGAAUUUACAGGAAACCUACACAAAAAAAUGAUGCUUAAUACCACAUGGUUCUAAUCAUCCUUAUUCUCAAAAAAUAUAAUUAUCAACACGAAUUUAAUAUUAUCUAUAUCUAUAUUAUCUAUUUUUUCACUGUGUUAUUCCUUCAUUUAUUUUUUCAUAUUCAGUCGCGUUUUACUUUUUGACUUUGUGAUUUUACUUGACGAUGAAUUUUUAAUCUGAAACUGGUCGUAGAAUAAACAUUUCAUAAUACUCCAGGCUUUAAUUAAUUAAUUAAUUUAUAUAUUUAAUAUAGAUUUGUUUGUUCAAAAAAAUUUGUUUAAAACCAUAUGUAUACAUUUUAUAUAACAUGGGUACCAGACCUCAAGACUUGAUUAAUCCCAAAUAUAGUCUUCGGCACAUUUAAUUUAUUUAAUAGCCCAUUGUAUAAGACCAUCUCAUUGGUAUCUCGUGACCAACUAUUAUUAGUUAUAUUAUCUUAUAACUUACAAGUGUUUUGAAUUUUAUGAUAAAAGUUUAAUUUAUGAAAAUAUAUUUAUAAACUAAUGUAUCACAGCGUCGUUUUUACUGUAUAAUAUAUGAUAAUGAUAAUAAGAAUAAAAUUUUACAUAACUGAAAGUUAAAAGUUGAAUCAUUUUGUUUAUCUAAUUUAAAUUUAAUAGUUGUUCUUUAAUAAAUACAUAAUGUACAAGCAUUUAUUCGUCAUUGCCACACAUAAUAAAAAAAAAAACAUUAUUAUCUCUGCACAUGAUAUAUAAGGUGGUUGUUAAAAUUAAAUACAAGCUGUGUCAAAUCUUUUACUGUACUCAUAACAAACAGUAAUUAUUGUUCUUGUUAUUGUCUGAUUAUAUUAUAAUAAACGUCUCAUUCCAUUUGUACAGUUAAAACAUUUCUUUAAAUACAUUUUUUUCGCGUAAAUUUAAAUUUAAUGAAAUUAAUUAAUUAACACCUACUAAUGAUGUUUUAUUUUUUUAAUGUUUCAGAAAUGACGGGGAACCGAAUUGUGGUGAUGGCCAGACAUGGCGAAAGCGAGUGGUCCAAAAACAAUGUUUUCUGCGGAUGGUACGAUUCAUUAUUAUCAGAUCGAGGUAAUACUGUAUAACAUUAUGUUGAUGAGAUAUUUAAAAUAUACUGUAUACUCACAAAUAGUGGUAAAAAAAAAUAUCGUCAAGAUAAAUUAUCAUUAUUGCCCGUUCAUACCCACUUAUGCCAUUAGAAUCGUAAUAGUAUUACAAAUUGUAUAUAUUUCAGCAAUUAUAAAUCUAAAAUGUACAAUUUUCUACGAUUUACUACAAUUUUUUUUAAGUGUUUUAUUUUGGUAAUUUUUGACUAAUUGAUAUCUAUUUCCCUAUGCGUAGUGUAAAUAAUACGAAAUAUUUAUUAAUUUAUCUAUUUUUUUUAUAGAAACAAUUAUUAUAACGAUACAACUUGCUCCUCGAAAUUUAAUAUUUUUUCUUAAAUUAUGAUUUUUAAAAAAAGGGUAAAUUUUCAAAAAUGUAAAAAUUUUACUGUUGACUUUUGAAGGUUUCCAAACUAUACUGCUUGGCAUUUGAAAACUUCCGAAAUUACGUUUUCCCAAGUUUUGCAAGCUUUUCUACUCAAUAUGAAUUAUAAUAUUUAUUAGUUAUAAUAAAUUGUUAAAUAUUAUAAUAUAGGUAUGGUUGAAGCUAUGGAAUGCGCAGAAUUGUUGAGACAGUCGAACUUUAAAUUCGACAGAGCAUAUACGUCUUUGUUGACCAGAGCUCAUCAGACUUUAAAGAUUAUUACUAAUCAAAUUGACCAGCCAAACCUACCAGUUGAAGAAUCAUGGAGAUUAAAUGAACGGCAUUACGGGGCUUUGACGGGAUUUAAUAAAGCCGAAUUGGUUAACAAAUACGGCGAAAAACAGGUAAUUACCUUACCUACCUAAGUACAUAAUUAUAUUAUAUUUAUCUGUAGUAUUUCAUCAUAAAACACAUGGCAAUUUUGUAUUACGAACGCAUUUUGAAUUCCAUCUGGUUUGUAUCGAAUCAAUAUUAGGUUUAGCUGUUUAUUUUUUACAAUAAAUCAUAAAUAUUUAAUAAAUAAAAUUACCGGUAACCUUACCAGUAAAUAAUAAUAUUAAAUAAUGUGAAAUGAUUUUAACGGGUAGUGUGAAUACUGAAUAUACUUUUAGACGUAUAUAAAAAUUUAUAUGUGUGCGUAUAAAUAAAAUCUAAGUGAAUUAAUUGUUAAUUGAAAUACAAUUUAAGUAUUUUGUCAAUAAGAUAAAUUUAAGUUUUUAAAUUUUGGUACCUAAUUAUUUUUGAAUAACUUAAAAUUAGUAACAAAUUGAUUCUAAUUAAAUUUUGAAGUACGAUUUUAAAGUUAUAAAAAAAAAGAUAAUAAAUGUUAUAAAUAAUAGUAAUGCUAAUUAAAGACCAUUUAUAUUAUCCAUACAAUUUUUUACUAGUUACUCCUAUAAAAUAAAUGCGUAUGGUAUCUGUUGUACACAUAUACAAUUUAUUAGUUUAAAUACUUUAAAUUAUACAUAAAAUACUUAAUAUAUUUAUUUAAUGACUGUUAAAUUUUUAGGUACACAUUUGGAGAAGAAGUUUUGACGUUCUUCCACCGGAGAUGGAGUCAAGCCACAAGUAUUAUAAGGCCAUAUGGCGUAAUCCGAAAAUCGUGUCUGCAGCAUACGCUUCAAACGAAAAGUUUCCAAACACUGAGUCGCUUAAAGAAACCAUGGAGAGAGUCAUUCCUUAUUGGAAAGAUUAUAUUGUACCAAGCAUUCAAAGUGGACAACGAGUUUUGAUCGUUGCCCAUGGUACGGUUUUGCGAAGUCUCAUCAAGUAUUUAGAUGGUAAGUAAUUAAUAAGUUUUGUUCUUGUAUUACAAUUUAUUGAUAGUAUAACAUUAAUAUAUUUCUUAUUAAUUUGACCAAAUGAUUUGUUUCCAAAACCAGGGGUAUCAGACUACGAUAUUUGCUCAAUCAACAUUCCUUCUGGUAUUCCGUUUGUUUAUAAAUUUGGCGAUGACAUGAAAGUCGUUUCCUCGAGGAAAUUCUUGGGCGAUAGAAGACGAAUAGAGGAAGGAAUUGCCAGAGCUGCCACAAUUGGCACUCAUUAAAUUGUCAAUUUUCAAAUCGACUUUAGCGAAUGACCACUUUUCUUGUCUGGGUUUUCAGAUAUAUACUUAUUAUUAUGUUUUAUUUAAUUUUAUAAGUUAAUUUUUAAAUAUAUAAUUAAUGGUAUACCAUUCUUUUUAUAAUGAAUAUAUAUAUAUGAUUAAUCAUUUCAUAAAAAAUAUGCCUUUACAACUUAAUGAAUUCCUGCAUUUUUUACUUGUCCGGCUCCAGUGAUAGGUGAAGUUCACGAGAAAAGAAA